AUGAAGACGGGUGAUAGACAGCCCUACCCUCACAAAUUCCACGUCUCAAUGGGCCUGCCUGAGUUUAUCGAAAAGUAUAGCAGUCUCGAGGCGGGGCAGCAUCUGGAUGACGUCGAAGUCAGCCUCUCAGGUCGCAUCUUUGCGAAGAGAGAAUCUGGGUCCAAACUCAUCUUCUACGACAUUAUGGCUGAGGGCAAGAAACUGCAAGUGAUGGCCACAGUAAACCACUAUGGCGAUGAAAAGGAUUUCUUCGAAAUCAAUGAGAUCCUUCACCGUGGUGACAUCGUUGGCUGCGUGGGAAACCCGGGCAAGUCCAAGCUCGGUGAACUGAGCAUCCUGCCAAAGCGGUUAGUCCUCUUGUCGCCGUGCCUUCAUCAGAUGCCCCAUCUGCACUUUGGUCUGAAGGACAAGGAGACACGCUUCCGACAGCGCUACCUCGACCUUAUGAUGAAUGAUGAUGUCCGGCUGCGUUUUAUCAUGCGCGCCCGGGUGCUGGACUAUGUUCGACGCUUCUUAGACUCACUCGGCUUCUUGGAGGUAAUGUUUUGCCUUUCACUUCGGCCCUAUAGGCAAUUUCGUUCUGCUGCGCUGCAGUAUUUCUGCAAACUUAUUUAA
This is a messenger RNA of Dibothriocephalus latus, 615 nucleotides long. NCBI's taxonomy places the organism in Eukaryota, Metazoa, Platyhelminthes, Cestoda, Diphyllobothriidea, Diphyllobothriidae. The record is from the annotation of a GenBank genome assembly.